Saccostrea cuccullata (small rock oyster) is the source of this 3014-nucleotide messenger RNA. RefSeq lists its product as uncharacterized. The record is from RefSeq and is a predicted model, not a curated record. The coding region runs from base 474 to 1679 and encodes 401 amino acids. NCBI's taxonomy places the organism in Eukaryota, Metazoa, Mollusca, Bivalvia, Ostreida, Ostreidae. The transcript is spliced from 6 exons.
AAAUGGAAAGAGAGAAUGAUUUGCUGUUUAGUUUGUCUUUGAUUAUUAUCUUGAAUUUAUUUCAACAUAAAAUUGCAGUCUCUACAUUUAAAAUGCGAUACUCCAAAAGGUGUCCAUUUAACGAGACAGAGUGGAAAGAAAGAUCGGCAGAAUUCUUCUGCCAGGGGAACGAGGUAUAUCAUUGCUUACUGGUUGAAGACAAAGUUUCUGUGAAGGAAAGGUGUACAGAUGUUACCAUGAUAGUACCGGGUUAUUGUCCGAUAUUCACAGACUUUGGAUAUUUACACUGGAACUUAUGUAAUGUAACGGGAUGUCCUAAUACGUCUUAUAGAAGUGAUAAAGUUUACAAAUAUCGCGCAUGUUUUGGUGACACAGACAGGGUGGUGACUUUUGAUACUGGAUCUAGGUAAGUUUGAAGUUGACCGUCGUUGGGCCUUGAAAUCGGAAUAACAACUGGUGUUAUAGUAGUUGUUAUGAUUGUUAUCAUGAUUAUAGUCUAUCGUUAUCGUAGACUACAGAGUGAUGAAACUGACGACAUAGUUAAUGGCAUCAACGUUCUCCGUUCUCAAAACAUUCUUUACGUCAUUGGAAAACUCGGGAAUUCUGUUUCUACAGUUGGAAUUAGAAUAGCGCUGAAUUUUGCUAAGAAACAUAACAUGUUUCAUAAAAAUAAAAAGUACUUGGAAUUUUCUGAAAGUUAUGAAUUUUAUGAUAACACUGUCUAUUUCAUUGACGGUUGGUUUGGAUUAUGGAAUGAGAAUCCUUGUGAAAAAGACCUCGUGUUGGAGAAUUUUCGUUUGAUUAUUGAAAGAGCUAAGGAUAAAGAGAGAAAUAUAAAGUUCGUUAUCGGCCUCCGCACUGAUGAUUUUGAAGCAUAUAAAAAGGAUUUAGAGGGUAUUGGCAUUUCUUUCCCCGAAAGACAAACAAUAUUGCGUGAUUCUAGUUCAAAGCAUAAAGACACUCGAGUGAAAAGACAUUUAAAGGACGUAACGCGUAAAUGCACGACUGACGGAUGCCGUUGUAAAUCGUUACGUUUAGAAGACAUAAAGUCUAUUGACAUAAUUGGAGGCCACCUGAUAAUUGACCUUUUGGAUCUGGAUCACACUAUGGCACCUGGUUUGGUAGAUGUGAGCAUAGGUCCCCUUCAGACAAUGAUCGAACAUUUCAGAGCACUGGGAAACAAAGACAAAAAUCUUUUUGAAUGCCUUCUUUAUAUUGUUUUGAUUGGAUCCUAUAAUGAAAAUGAGUUUAGAUCUGCUGUCGCUGACAAAUUUUCGAUUUCAGAAAACGUCCUCAAAGAAGGCACGAAUCUAAAGAAAUAUACGGACACGAAUCUAAAAAAAUAUUUGAAAAGACUGGAUGUUGAGGAGAUAACACAGAUGUGGACAUCAAAACUCAGCGGUAAUUGUAAAGAAACAAAUGAGAUUGUUGUCUUUCGACACAUCUUUCUUUACAUUUCUGCUUUCCAUGCCUUUUAUAGUCUGUUCCCGGAGAGGAUGAUGCGUUACUGCCACCUAGAUGCCAUACUUCAACUGGUCCGACCGGAAGGCCAAACAUCGGCCUUUACCGUAGAAGCAAACAGAGAAUUAAUUUCAAACUUCUAUCAAGAAAGAAUACAAGGAAAGGACUUUGAAGAUGAUUUAAAAGAUCAUCCUCUUACUGUGUUUUUACAAACCUAGUCUUAAGGAUUUGAUACGAACAAAAGGAUUAAAAGAAAACUUUUCUUGAUGGUGAUGAUGGCAAGAUUUUCAUUGCAUUAUCAAAAAUAAAAAAAAAACGGUAGUGAAUUUAUCAAUUGUUUAAAAGCCAUAUUUAAUCACAGUGUGAGAGAUGAAAGAUUUUUUAAAAUAGAUAUUAUUCAAAAGAGUGAGAUAUGGGAAAGAGAAAUGCAGCAAAACUCUUUAUUUCCUUUUCUUGGGGAAGAUCUUUGUGCAAAUACUUCAUGUCUGUUAUGAAAUAGAUUUUUUUUUCCUAUCCUGACAGAAACUUAAACGGUCAAAGGUGCUCCGAUUAUGUUGUAAAAUCUAUGUAAACAACUGUUUCUAAUCUCUCGAUCUAUUGUAAUGACGACUCAACUACACAGUCUAUCACACUGUUUAACAAUAAAAUGUGAAAAUAUAAACUAUUCACUAUAUAUAUUCUUAAGAUUGUCACCCGAGCUCCGAGACGAAUUUGUUAAUGUGGGCUUUGUUUUAUUUUUUACCAAAAUAUUUUGUUAUGGAGGUUCAUUACACCCACUGUUAAGAUUUCAUUACAUCACCUAGCAUAAUCUAGAUGUCAAAUACCCAAAUGGAGGUUAUGAUAUCCUAGAUAUUUUUUUUUAUGAUUUUUCAAACUUCUUUCUGAUGUAUGUGCAAUGUUUUAUUUUGAUGAUAAAUCAAAAUAAUUGCAGGAAUUUUAGUGUGAAGUGAAAGAAAUCUACUUUAGUGUCUUUUUGUACAGUUUGUGUUUUCGUUAAAAAAAAAACCAGUGAAAUUCUUGCUGACAACCAAACUAUAAGAGACAAUAAUAUUCUUCAGUCAAUUAUAAGGAGUGCUGAAGACAAUUUAAAAUGUCUGCAACUAAAGACUUUGGCGCAUCUUCUAAACAAACAAGGAAUGCAGACAAAAAUGUAUUGCGAAGGUUUCUAGUUUAAAAACAAAACCGAUUCUGUUUACAAGUACGAUUCAAAUCAUUUUUGUGCUUUGAAUUCAAGAGAUCCUAUUCUGAAAGUAGAAGAGCCUAAAAUUCAUCUUGGGACAAGACAGAGAAAUCAUAAAAAUGCCACAUGGGUUCAAUAUUGAACAUAAAAGUAACCUAUGUUAUGAAAAUAUAAGAAAUUCAGUUACAGGAAAAAGAAAAUGACCAGCGUUCUCAACGGGAAUAGUUUCUUGUAUAUUGCUCCAUAUCCCGAAGGAACCUUUUUGCCUAGGAUUGCAUAUUGUACCUGUCGCAAAUGCUUUACCAACCACUAUGGUCAAAAUAAGUCCAUCAAAUGUAAAAACUGUUGGAAAACUGGUCAUCGUGCACGCUCC